UUCUACUUUGUUUUACUGGAUAACAAUAAAAUUCAUAUCCAACAAUUUAAGAAAAUAAGGCAAUGAUUUGCCUAUAAUUUAGUGGGUUUUUCUUUAUUCUUCAACAGCUUAUUUAUUAUUUCCUUAGUAAUUCACUGCACUUCCCGGGGAAACCGAGAUCUUUGGAUAUCAUGGUAGAUACAGUUACACUAACAUGGGAUCCACCAUCAACAGUUAGGGAUGGCGACUGUUAUCAAAUCAGCUAUAAAGAUAGUAGCCACGGGGAAAACUGGGUGUUUUAUCAAGGUGAAUUUAAGACUUCAACUGCCAUCCUAAGCAAUUUGAAAUCAAAUACAGAUUUUGUUUUCCGAGUUCGUGUAGUUAAUGAGGAUGGCGCGAGUCCUUACAGUGAGCAAAGUGAUAAAAUCUUUACAUUAGAAUCACAAGCUUCAAGACUCGUUCACUCAUCAGUUCUGAAAGAGAAAGGAAAUCCGUCACCAUCCAUUUAUGCCUUACCAUUGGCUGAAAUAAGGGAGGCAAGAAAUGAGCAAGCGAAGACAAAUAAAUUUCAGCUCGGAGCAUCACCGACAAACAGUAGAGAACCAAAGACAAUUAUGUUGGUAGGCGCCACAGGAACAGGAAAAAGUACCUUAGUAGAUGGAAUAGUAAACUAUGCGUUAGGUGUUCAAUGGGACGAUCCGUUUAGAUUUACAGUCAAAGAUGUGGAACAAAAGGUUGAAGCAGAAUGGAUAACGUGUUACACACUCAACCCAGAGAUGGGAAGUCGUCUUGACUAUCCAUUAAAUAUCAUAGAUACCCCAAGUUUUGGAGAUACAAGAGGUCUGAAAAGAGAUCAGGAAAUUGUUCAACAAAUCAGUCAAUUAUUUACUGAAAAAAAGCCAAAGGGUGUCACAUUCAUAGAUGCAGUCUGUUUUCUUAUAAAAGCUCCAGAUGCUCGUCUAACAGAUGUCCAAAACUAUGUGUUUCAAUCGAUUAUGUCACUUUUUGGCAAAGAUAUUGAAAACAACUUUUGUUCUCUUGUAACAUUUGCUGACGGCAUUGACCCACCUGUUCUAGCUGCUUUGAAACAAUCAGGAUUGCCAUUUGGUAAGGUUUUCACAUUUAAUAUCUCGAGUCUAUUUGCCAAGAAUUCUAAACUCAGUACUUCUAGUUUAUCAUUGAUGUUUUUGGAAAUGGGAUUGAAAUGUUUUCGAGCUUUCUUUGGUUAUCUGGAGCAGGUAGAAAAAAAAAGUCUCCAGUUGACAAAACAUGUUAUUGAUGAGCGUUCACGGCUGAAAGAGACAAUUCAAAAUCUGCAGAAAAAUCUUGAGACUGGGCUUAUCAAAGUUAAAGAUAUGAAGCAGGAGAUACAGAUUAUUGAGAAUAGCAAAGCCACGAUAAAAGAUAACAUAAAUUUCGAGUAUGAGGUUGAGGAAACACAACAAAAGAUUAAAAAAUUACCCCGUGGCUUGCAUGUCACCAACUGUACCCAUUGUCAUUUUACUUGUCAUGUGAGAUGUGAAAUUGCUAACAACGACGAAAUUGCCGGAUGUAGUGCAAUGGGAAGAGACGGAAAUUGUCAGGUAUGUCCGGAAAAAUGCCACUGGAAGAAACAUGCGAUUACACCUUACAUAUUUGAGUAUGUUACUGUCAAAAUAAAGAAAACAUUUGCAGAUAUGCAACAGAAAUAUAAAGAGGCAACAGGGAAACUUCUGUCACAAGAACAAAUAGUAAAAAAGCUUGGAGAAGAACUAAAUGACUUACUGGACGAUAUUGAAGACAUGAUGGUAGCUAUAAAAAUGUGCAAUGAGCGUUUGAAGGAAAUUGAACCGAGACCAAACCAAUUAACAAUGACAGAUCAUAUUGAUUUGAUGAUAGAAAACGAGAAGCGUGAAAAGAAAGAAGGAUUUGUGCAGCGGAUAAAUAUCCUAAAUGACUUCAGGAAAAGGGCUCAGAUUUCUAUUGAUGUUAAACACUUUAGCAAAGAGGCUCGAUCUACCCUAGGUGCUGUUGGAAAAAAGAGGAACAAGAGUACAGACUUAAUGGCAAGAUUUCAGACAUGGUUUAAAUGAUCCACCGUAGAUUCAAAAAUGUUUAAUUAAAUACACAAUCUUAUGCAAUGUUAAAACAUAUAGCAUACCGAUCUCUUGUUUCUUUUUACACUGUAUGAUAGUUUUUACAGGGUUAAUAUUCAAAACUUCUUAUGUUUAAGCUAAUUUUAGAAAAAGAAUAUUAAUAAAAACAGUAAACAUAUUACACCACUGAGUCGCUGCAACAGAAAUUUUAGAGGUUAAAAUUCAAAGUCGGUCGUGCAGUAUAGCUUAAAACUAGCACAUUGCUGUGUAAUGUUUCAUAGAAAAGAAAGUUGAACAAAACUUAUUUAAAAAUCUAUGGUACUUCAUUUAAACGUAUUGAUUGAUGACCCCUAACCCAAAGGAAAGAUAUCCUUUCUCAGAAAACAGUUUUAUCCUCGGACGUUGAGGCCUCGACAUUAAAUAUAAAUGUCCGCGAAAUUUUACAACAAGGUUGUUAUAUAUUCAUCGAUAAGCAUCAUUAUAGUUGACGACAGUGUAUUUAAAUUUUCAUCAAAAAGAUGUAUAAGUAGAACACAAAUUCCACACAUCGUUGUAAGGAAACAACGAAAUCAAAUGUUCACUAUUGGAGAUUGAAUGCAAAUAAAAUUAAAAUAAAUAUAAAAAAGUGAAAGGAGGGCACGUUGCCUAGUGGUCAAUGUCAUUGUUUCCAAACAACUAUCCCCUCAACGCCGUUGGAUUAUUUAAUGUAAGGAAGCUCUACAGCUUGCUUUUGGAACGUCGGUGUUCCUGCAAAUUCGUUCCUGAAAUUCUACAUUGAGGGCCACCGGAUGGCAUCUAUCACAGUAAGCUGGAAAGUCGCCAUAUGAAUUUUUAGAGUCAGUGUUGGGGUUGGUGCGACGUAAAAAAAACAAAGAAAAAAAGUAUAAAAAAGAGAGAGAAAAGGUAAAAGAAUCGUAUUAAGAAUAAUGUAUACAUGUAUUGAUUUUCUGAUUAAAGCAUGCUUUGCUUUUAGGUAACCUGAAUAAACUCGGGCGACCAACUACUAUCCUUUUUACUAUCCGUCGUCGUGAUUCUUGCGUCGUCCGUAGUGCAUUAACAUUUUAACGUUUUAAGCCCCUGGAACUACUCAAUUCCAACCACUUUUGGCAUAAAACUUCUAUGGGGGAAGAAAAACAAAAAUUGUGAAAUUCAUGGCCCCCGCCCUCACCUGUGGCCUGGGGGUCGUAUAAAAAUACAAUAUUUAAACACUUCUGUUUUAGUCCUGGACAUCAAGCAAGCAAACUAUUGGCAUGAUUGUAUUAAGCAUUGAGCACGCUACCAAAUUUGUGAAAUGCAUGGCCCUAGGGUCAGUGAUAAUGGUGGUAGGGCUCUAUUCCUGGGCAUUUAGUAAAUAAAGUUAAUGUAUAGUUAUGAUGAGAGGUGAUGUCAAAAUGGUGAAUUUUAUGGCCCUAGGGUCACUGUUCUGAUUUUUUAGGGGGGAGCUCUAAUGAUUAUGUGGUGAAAAUGCAUUAAUUCUUUGAAAUCUUCUCCUCUGCUCUUGGGUAUUAUGCUAAUAGAUAUGAUAGGGAGAGUUUCUCUUUCAAAAUUGUGAAAUCUAUGGCCCUCGGGGUCUGGGUUCAUGUCCAAGGUGGGGCUAAUUUGGGUGUAUCUUGUAAAUACAUUUUAAGAAAAAUUGUUCUUUAAUUACUAUAUUGCGAUGAGGCAGUUUUAAGCCGUUUGAAUAAUUAUAAUAAGUAGUGAGCCUUUAACAUUGUUAAAUGCAUGACCCCUUGGAUUUUUAAGGUUUAUGUUCCAGGGAGAGACUGUAAACACACAAUAAAAAAUUACACAUAAUACUAUAUAAGGACAAUGUAUUGAAAUUAAAAUAAUUAUAUGAUAUUUGAUGUUUUUAAUCAAUGGUUUAACGUUUUUUACGCAAAAAGAAAACAUAUAAAAUCUAAAUAAAUAAAUAUGUUUAACCGGGAAUAUGCACACAAACAGAAGAUUUUUGUUGUCUUGAGUGUCUCGUACAGAUUUUAGAUCAAACGGUGGGUAUGAAUUCACAAAAUGUCCUGAAGUAAAUAAAACUUUGCUUGGCAUACCUACUUAUCCCUGUUACUAUCAUUCUAUAUUGUUUCUGAAAUGAUAAUCCAGACUCCUACUGAGCUAAGGAAUGGCGGAUCAGUUCGGAGCGAAAUGGCAGUUUCCACACACACACUUUGAGCUCUACAUGGAAACAUGUGGCCAAACUAUGUCCCCCAAGAACAGUGGCUCAUUAAACUAUAAUUUCAAAGGAUACCACUCUAUUGUGCUAUUGGCCCUGGUUGAUGACGACUACAAGUUUACAUGGGUGAAUAUCGAUGCACAAGGAGGAUGUUUAGACGCAUAAUUCUGGAAUCAGAGCGACCUCAAGUUGGCAAUCAAAAGGAGGUUGUUGGCAUGCCGGAUGAAACACCCCUUCCAAGUGAUGACAAAAAGCUUGAAGCAAAGUGAUCCUUCGGAAGCUUUAAUCACACCAAAAUUACAUGAAUAUUGCAUACUCGAUUUGAUUGAGUCUCUACAUGAGGGGUAAUGAAAAGGCGCAACAUCCCUCACGCCCCCAAGCACCAGUUUGAGUGGUACUCGAUUCUCAACACUAAAUAGUUUGUUUGUUUGUUUGUUUGUUUGUUUCAUUGUACGCCUUUUACCAACAGUAUUUCAGUGAUAUAGGCAGGUUGUUUCCUAACCAUCGUUCCUGGAGAGUUACACCAGUACUAGACUAUCUUCCUCCGCGCUAAACACUAAAUAGUGCUGGCAUCAAUGAUUCCGAAGAACCAAACAAAUAUUACAACACUUAAGUGACGCACAGGGCAACUUUUACAGCUGCCAAACGAUUUCUAGAAACAAAGUAAUACUUCGGAAGCUUUAAUCACAACAAAAUUACAUUGCACAGUCGAUUUGAUUGAGUCUGUGCAUGACGGAUAAUGAAUAAGUGCAACAUGCCUUACGCCCCUAGCCCCGGCAUGAGUGGUACUCUCAACACUUGAUAGUGCUGGCAUCAAUAUCAAUAGGAUAUUAUAUCAUCGCAGAAUCUGCGUAUACUAUGAGAAUUUCGCUUAUGAAACCAUUCUCAAGAUGAGGCCUUGAGAAGGAUGAGCAACUUUUUAACUAUCGCCUGACAAGAAUCAUCUUCGCCAGAAUCGUUGGUCUCUGCGAUUGGUUUUCUAGAUGUUCUUUUUUUGGGAAGCUUUUUUUUAAAAAAAUGAGCAUGCAAUAGAUUUUGGUCGGAUAUACUAGUCCGUAUAGAUCCUUGGCGUUUCGAUCUACGUAUCAGACCGUACUUAUUCUUACUAAGAUAUACGCGGAAAUCACAAGAUAUUAACGGCGACACUGGCGCAUGAGAACUGAGAAAUAAUAAAGGUUUAUGUGGACCUAGGGAAAACACCAACAGAGACGAUGUAAAUGAUGAACGAUGCUAAUCAAUCCUCAAAUGUAAGUAUAAAUCUUACAUUUAAGAAGUAUAAAAGAUUUUCGGACGGUAGGGAGUUUCUAAAAUACGACAAUCUGGGAGGACGGAAACGAAUAGUGAACGCACAGGGAAUAGUCUAAUCGAGAUGGGGGGGGGGGGGCUUAGUUUGACAUUGCAUCACAUAUAGACGUUUGUUAUGGCAGCAUCUUAUCAAUUUGGAGAAACCAGCUAAAGUUAACAAAGGUUCAUGCGCGCUGGGUGUGAAUUCUUGAAAAGCACUGACUUUCAACGUAAGUAGUCGAAGUCGAAAUGUUAUCUUGGCGUCGUUACCGUGCGCCGGUAACAUUGCACUAACAAAUUAAAAAUAAUUGCUUUGGGAUACCCACGGGGCCUAUCAUGCCCAAAUUUAACGGAUACAUAGAAAACUAUCGAUAUAACUACACAGUAUUUUUGAUCUUAUCUGUGAAAACAAAAUUAAUGUAACACAGAUAAAUGUAUUUUUUCGCCCUCGUAUCCUUUUCAUUUAUCGUUUGUCUGGUAUUUGUUUUAGAUUUGCUCUUUGUUCAUAAUACAAAAUAAGUUUGUUUCAAAUUAUGUCUAUGUAAAUGUUAAAGAAUUUCAUGCAUCGUAAAAAUAAUUAUUUUUUCUGGUUAUUCUUUUUUCAUUAAGGAAUCAACUUCAUACAUCAAAUAUAUCUUCCUUAUCAUCAAGCAUAUCUUAUGUGAGAAGCUUUUUAUUACUAGCUACAAUAUUUCAAGAAUUAUAUCCCUAUGAACUUUUUUUCCUGAAAGAAAUGUUGUUGUUUUUCUUGUUUUUGUACUAUAACUUCUUCAUUUCGUACGGUAUCUACUUCAAACUUCAAGAAUUCUAUAAGACCUUCUUGUCUUUCGUUCUAAUCCUCUUCUUUGAAUAUUUUUAAAUUUUGUAUGUGUAUAUAUUUCAAAUGUUAUUAUGUAAAUAUUCUGAAAAUAAAUAUGUUUAAACUAAACUUAUUUCUAUAUU
Molecule: messenger RNA, 6444 nt
Organism: Ruditapes philippinarum (Manila clam)
Lineage: Eukaryota; Metazoa; Mollusca; Bivalvia; Venerida; Veneridae
Exons: 3
Coding region: 171-2051 (626 amino acids)
Molecular function (GO): GTP binding; protein binding
Source: RefSeq, a predicted model, not a curated record